AAUUAAUUUAUGUAUCAAUUCUAACUCUCACCAUCCCUCUCGCUCCACUCCGCGCGGAUGGAACCAGCUUCAGACGAGUGGGAGCUCUGCAAUGACGACGGCUUCAUUUACAAGCGGAAGAAGCGGCGGCUCGCCGAACCAUCAGCUUCUCAACUCACAGAUCCCGAAGCAGAAGAAAGGCAGCGGAGAGAACGCAAGAGAAAGGCUCUGUCGAAGCUCAAAAAACAUUACCAGAAAGAGAUCAAUCAGUGGGAACUUUUGUCUACUACCUUGCAGGCGAUGCAAGGAAAGACACAGGCUAAAAGUCUCCGGAACUCGGAAGAAACGCCGUCGUUUCUCUAUUCGGCUUGGAACGCCAUUGAGGAGUCCGAAAUGGGUUUUGGGUCAGCACUCAAUGAGCUCCUUUUGCAGGUGGAAGCACAGGCAGCUAUAAUUCAUGAUGUUGCGAAUUUGUGCGACGUUGCGGAAGCAAUGUGCAGUGCACAAGAGGAACAGUUAAAACAAUCCUUCAUUGAUCUUCCUGUCUGGUCUUCCCCGCGCGAGCUCAUGGCUUCCUGUCUGGCUUCACUUUGUGAUGAGUAGGUUACUUCUGGAGUGUUAUUAGGUUAUUUUUGGAGGGUGUUCUUUCACUGUAAUGAAUUAUCUUUUGAAGGAACCUGGAUGAUGGUAUAAAAUUUUCUAGGUGAUUCUUUUAUUCUAUCCUUUUCGCUUUUGUAUGAUCUAUGACAUAGGAGGUCUUGCAUCUGAUUGAUGAAGAAGAGAUAUCGAGGGUGAGGAAAUUGUGGAUAGGAAUCUGAAUGAAUUUUUUACAUGCUUAUCGAUA
This is a messenger RNA of Mangifera indica (mango), 823 nucleotides long. RefSeq lists its product as uncharacterized. NCBI's taxonomy places the organism in Eukaryota, Viridiplantae, Streptophyta, Magnoliopsida, Sapindales, Anacardiaceae. The coding region runs from base 58 to 582 and encodes 174 amino acids. The record is from RefSeq and is a predicted model, not a curated record. The transcript is spliced from 2 exons.